GUGCGACGUGGAUCAGGUCCAGAUUCUCAGUGCAUGAGCUCCCUGAUUAAGUCACAAGAGGAAUUCCCCGACAGUGCGUUCUCAGCCAGUAGUACACUGGAAGACCGGAUUGAAUUCCAACCAUAUCAAGCCCGAUUAACAGAUGUUUACGGGAGCAAAGAGCACACAAGUGGACAUGCUUGGUGCCCGAAUACUCCGAUCGAGGAAUCGCUGCGUGAAUGGAUCCAAGCGGAAUUCACCGAUCUGGUCAUGAUCGGGGCGAUUUUCACCGCGGGCCGUGGAGAUGGCAACGUCAAAGAGUUCAUGCCCAAUUUUGUGCUAAAGUAUCAACGAGAAGACAACGGACCAUGGUUUGAACAUGUGAAACGGGAUGGGACACGGGUACUCAGAGCAAACAGUGACCCUCGAAAUCUGGCUCGAGCCACCCUGGACUCGAUGGUAAUCGCCAAACGGAUCCGAAUCUACCCUUACAGCCGUGACGGUAAACAACAAGUUUGCCUUCGAUUUGCCCUGUUUGGUUGCAAGUUUCCCGAUGGUGUUGUCUCGUACAGCAUGCCUCAAGGCGGUGACCGUUCUUAUGCUUCCAAUCCCACCUCCUUGGGUAAUCCGAUAGGCUCGUCCUCGGCGAAUUUCAGGGACCUGUCCUAUGAUGGUCAGCUGAUUGGCACCAAUGACCAUCUGACCGAGGGGAUGGGUCAGCUUAUGGACAAUGUGGCCUAUUUAGGUAACGUGACCACUCCAUUAGCCAUGUACCCGUCUCAACCGGGAUUCCACUUUGUGGGCUGGUACCAGCACGGUCAGACAGAUGUGCCGAUCAUCUUCAAAUUCGACACCGUGCGAACCUUCACUUGGGUCCGAUUAUUCACGUUCGAUUCGAUCCCGCUUCGAGCUCGGUUAUUCUCCCGCGUUGUGGUCGCCUUCAGUCUGGACGGUCAAACUUACAACCAUUCAGUCGAGGUGUUCACCGGUCGAGCACAGCUGUUCGAUCCGCGCACGGCGGCAUUCGCUCGUACACGACGUGCCGGUGACGGGGUGGAUCGGUUUGCCAAACGGACUCGGGCAGCCGCAGCUGCGCAGUCGCAAGGUGAUCCACUGAUCUAUGUGGACCAGGAUUGGGACGGUGCUCUCGUUCUGGAAGCGGAUUUAGGCGGACGUGUGGGUCGGUUUGUUCGGCUCUCACUCACGGCCACAGACGGCUGGAUUUUGUUGUCCGAAGUGCAGUUUAACUCAUCCAUUGCCAAACAAGAAAAGAUUUCAUUGCCUGCGGCCGCCGCAGAUGCCCUUGUCCCGGGAACCGAAUUGCGUGCUGAGACCGGACUUGGUGAUUUGUCUUCACCCGGCGGGGAUUCCGGUUCUGAUGAAUCCAGUGACCGAUCGCAUUCUUCCGUUGCUGGUAAACAAUCAGCUGAUCUUGCAGAUGGUGGCGAUUUGGCUAUUGCAGAUGAACUUCCAUCUUCAGUCUCAUCUUCCGCCGGAUCGUCUUCCUCUUCCUCCUUUUCAUCCAAUCGAGAUCCGGAGGAGGCAGGUGCACUAGAACUCUCAUCACGUNCAUCACGUGGCCUGUUCACCAGUCCUCUUCCAUUCAUCAUCGCUAUUGCGGUGUUACUAUUCCUCUUGUCCACCGUUGUCUUGAUUUGGCUAUGCACUAGACGACACCAGAAGCGCAGUCAACUUCGAUUGCAUCGGAAAGGUCUGAUUGGUUCGGAUUCGACCAAGCAAUCCGGAUUUCAUCCGAUCACCGUCACCGGUGGGGUUGGCGGAAUGCAUCACCUUUCCGGAUUGAAUGAUUUACCCGGAGUCUUUGGUGGCGGCGGCGGUUGUGGUGGUGGCGGUAAUCACGAAGCUACCAAAUUGUUGAGCAGUCCACCUUAUCCGGGUCUGACUCCCGCAACUACCACGACCACCAGUCUAGGUCAAUGUGCUCCACUGGCGAAUGGAGCUCACCCGUCUGCGCAUUUGAACGAUCCGAAUCCGGUCAUGAAUGGCACGGUUGUUAAUCUCGGUUUGCCUUAUCCGGGCCGUCCUGCCGGAUCCGGCGUGAUAUUGCCAUGCAGUCCGAGCUCAAGCUGUUCGAGUCACACCAGUGUUAUCGAUCCGAUGACCACAGUGGGAUGUGCACUGACAGCCGUGUCCACUAUUGCAUCACCCGUGCAGCAACCACCAAGCACUAGCAUGGAAAUGCCAAAUAUCUAUGCUGGCACGGAUAUAAGUUGUAUGACUGGCGGUUCCAGGUCGUCACAAAUACCAAUCGGCUAUACGCCUGCUUUCAUCGCACUACCCACGAACAAUCCAGUCGGUGGUUUUGUCCUACAGCCGAUCCAUUUUAGUCCGACCGGACCACUAAGUCCAGUCCAUCUGGGUACACCAGAUACAGGAAGUCUUUAUACCAGUAUACGCCUGAGUGCUACACAAACACCCCUGGUAAAAAGUUCAGCCACUUCGAUGGGACCGUCGGAAAAUGAGAUGACUCCCCCUAGACCAAAUCGAACCGAUAGUAAACCAUCGAAUAGAGAUGCUAAUUGGGGGAGAGCGAAUGGUCGUCGUAUUGGCGGUUUGCACGGCAGUGAGGAUACUGAUGACGAUGUAACCGAUUUGCACGACGACUCAGCCCCAGCAGCCAUCGAAUCAGAGAACGCAAAUCAGCACCAGGAGUCGUCAGUCACUGAAAAUGGAGAAGACAGUCGGGAUGAUAUUUGUCAGACGUGCAUUGCACAAAAUCAAACACCGGGCAUGGAGUCCACAUUUGUGCCUAACUCGACCGAAUUGAAUCCACGAUAUAGUGGCCCGGAAUACGCGAGUGCCUCCCUGUUUGGUUUCACUCCACCACCCUCGGACGCUCCAUGCUCGUCCGCUCCACCCACAUGUACAGAAACCAUGCCAGCCACGCAUUAUCGACCGUCCAUCCCAAACUAUACCGUGUCAUUUGCUAGACCCGGUCAACCUGGUCCGGGGACUGUGUAUGCCGGUCCGGCUUCCUUGCCUGUGACUGUGGCCACUCUACGCCGAGCCGCAUCCGGGCAACAUAACACCCCAAACGCAGCCCAACGGUUCCAACCGACCCAGGCGGCCGGAGUUCUAUUUCUCACUCCACACUCGGCCGUGACUAGUCCACGGCGAACUGAAGAUGCUGUGGCUGCAGUCACAGCUGCAAAUGCGGCUGGUCUGUAUCAGACAACGGCCAACGGAUUCGCUACCGGUGACUUUGGUGCAUCGUACAACAUUUAUCAACCGAUUCGACCCGGCCUCCCCGAAGAACUGAUGCAACAGCGUGCGGAUGGACAAAGAACGACCCUUAACGCACCACAAGAGACCUGGAUUUUUUCCACACACCCAGACGAUAUGAAUCCUGGUCGAGGACCAAUCGGGGCCGGAUCUGGUGGUGGCCUGUUUAAUCCGGGACCGAUUCAACUAGUUCCGACGAACGGUUUGAUGGAUCUGUCCCAUCAGCAUAGUCCAAAUGUUUCCCCACAACACUAUUACCCAGCACCUUUGAUUUUCCCUUCAGUCCCACCACUACCCAGUCGACCUCCGAUGGAUGCCACUAUCCGAGCUGGUGCGCAACUCGAUCAUCAGGCUUUUGCCCGAGGUAGUCCUGUCGGUGCGAAUGCUUCGACCGCGGUGACCGCGGGCAAUCUGGUUGGCAGUUAUGUUCAACCAAAUUCAGAAAUCUCCAAUCGGGACGGGGCUAGUUCCAGUCGACUAUCUAUCUACUCCGUCUGUAUUUGA
Messenger RNA from Echinostoma caproni, 3726 nucleotides. NCBI's taxonomy places the organism in Eukaryota, Metazoa, Platyhelminthes, Trematoda, Plagiorchiida, Echinostomatidae. The record is from the annotation of a GenBank genome assembly.